AUGUGGCUUCACUUCUUGGUUCCCCUAAUCCUUCUGACGACGUGGACAGUCACCUGCCACGUCAUCGAUGAAACCGCAGGGAAAAUGGCUGAUUAUAGUGGAUAUACCCUCCACCGCUUCCAAGUCGACACCACAUCGAAUACUAUGGAGAAGUUGGAGAGUUAUGAUAUGGAAUUGGAUCAGACCACCCAAACCGCACGUCUACUAAUCGAUAUCUGGGCGGAGCCAUCGAAACAGAAUCCUCACGCCGAUGUCUUGGUUGCUCCAGAAUUCCUCCAAAAAUUCAAGUCAUUGCUCACCGGCGCCGAGCUUUCCACUCUCAAAAUGAUCGAGGGAGACAUUCAAAGCCAAAUAAACGCCGAACGUCGAGCGAUGAUUCACAACUCGGUGCGACGACGACGUAAGCGAGCAUUGAGGUCUUGGCACGAGUUCGAUACCAACGCCUACCAUUCUUACGAUGAGAUGGUCGAAUUCAUGAGAUUACUGUCGGAACAGAAGCCGGAUAUGGUGGAGAUGGUAAAGGUUGCCACGUCAUCAGAAGGAAGAUCGAUUUAUGGAGUGAAGAUCCACCCUCCCGGCAUCUCGCCACCCGAAAAACCGUCAAUAAUCGUUGACGCGGGUGUGCACGCGCGUGAAUGGAUCGCACCCGCAGUCGGGCUCUUCAUGAUCAAAAAAAUAGUGUCGGAGUACGGUAAAACCGCCGAGGUGACAGCGAAUCUUCAGAAAUUCGAUUGGUACAUCAUGCCACAAGUGAAUCCAGACGGUUACGAGUACAGUAGGACGAAUGACCGUCUCUGGCGUAAAACUCGCAGCAAGAAUGUGACGGUGAAUCGAUGGUGUGUUGGAGCCGAUGCGAAUCGCAAUUGGGGAUAUCGAUGGGGCGAAGCUGGAGCCAAUCGUACACCCUGUUCGAACAUCUACAUGGGAAGUCAUCCAUAUUCGGAGCCAGAGAUUAAAGGUCUAAAAGAGUUUUUCACGUGGCAAAUCACGAAUCCGAUGGUCUACAUCUCGCUCCACUCAUACGGUCAACUCCUCCUCUCCCCGUGGGGAUACACUAAUGAGAGAACGGAAAAUUAUCAAGAUCAGCAAAACGCCGCGAAGGAGGCCGCGUUGGCUAUCAAGAACACCACUGGAGUCUCUUAUAGCUAUGGCACAAUUUCUGAGAUGAUGUACCCCGCCUCCGGCACCAGCAUCGACUUCAUGCAACACCGCGGUGUCCCUUAUAUCUAUGGUGUGGAACUACGCCCCACUGAUAAUCCGAACAGUUUCGCGUUCAACUUGCCACCAUCGUAUAUUCGAGCGACAGGCGAUGAAAUGAUGGCUGCCCUGAAUGCUAUUGGAACUCAUGCCGUGAAAAUUAAACGUCUGUAA
Messenger RNA from Caenorhabditis remanei, 1371 nucleotides. RefSeq lists its product as uncharacterized. The coding region runs from base 1 to 1371 and encodes 456 amino acids. The record is from RefSeq and is a predicted model, not a curated record. Gene Ontology annotation, molecular function: zinc ion binding; metallocarboxypeptidase activity. The transcript has 10 exons. Lineage: Eukaryota; Metazoa; Nematoda; Chromadorea; Rhabditida; Rhabditidae. Gene Ontology annotation, biological process: proteolysis.